GGUGGGCCCGUCGGCGGGGCGGGGGCGGCGGCGGGGCGGCCCGGGCCGCGCUGCCCCCCACGGAGCCGGGCCGGGAGCGCCUCCGGCGGCCGCGCCGGGGUAGUCCAGGCCCCUCCGUCAGGCUUGCGGUUUGGGAAGAAAAGGCGAAGCCUCCGCCAAGAAAGCAGCGAGCGCGGCCCCCUCCCCCGCGGCCGGCCGGGCGGCGGCGGCACAUCUAACGCGCGGGCACCCGGCGGCCGCGGCCCCCGCAAACUACGCCCAGGCUCGGCCCCCGCCGCUCAUUGGCGCGGGCCGGAGCCGGCGCACCCAGAGCCGCCGCCCGCGGCCGCGCCGAGCCCGCCGCCCAGGCCGACGGCGCCGCUGCGCCUCGACGCCCCCCGCCGCUCCGCCGCGCUCCGCAGGUGGCCCCGCGCGGGCGCGACCGGCCAUGGGCCCGGGGGUGCGCCUGCUGCUGCUGCUGGGCCUGCUGCACGGGGCCGGGGGCGGCCAGGCCAGGAAGGGCUGGCGCCGCCGGGGCCCCCCGCCGCCCCCGCCGCCCGCGCCGCGGCCCGAGCCGGCGCCGGCGCCCGAGCCGCCCGUGGAGAGCUUCCCGCUGGACUUCACGGCCGUGGAGGGCAACAUGGACAGCUUCAUGGCGCAGGUCAAGAGCCUGGCGCAGUCGCUGUACCCCUGCUCGGCGCAGCAGCUGCACGAGGACCUGCGUCUGCACCUCCUGCUCAACACGUCGGUGACCUGCAACGACGGCAGCCCCGCCGGCUACUACCUGAAGGAGUCCAAGGGCAGCCGGCGGUGGCUGGUGUUUCUGGAAGGAGGCUGGUACUGCUUCAACCGCGAGAACUGCGCCUCCCGCUACGACACGUUGCGGCGUCUCAUGAGCUCCAAGGACUGGCCGCGCACCCGCACGGGUACCGGCAUCCUGUCCUCACAGCCCGAGGAGAACCCCCACUGGUGGAACGCCAACAUGGUCUUCAUCCCCUACUGUUCCAGUGACGUUUGGAGCGGCGCCUCCUCCAAAUCCGAAAAGAGUGAGUUCGCCUUCAUGGGCGCCCUCAUCAUCCAGGAGGUGGUCCGAGAGCUCCUGGACCAGGGGCUGAGUGGGGCCAAGGUGCUGCUGCUGGCGGGGAGCAGCGCCGGGGGCACGGGGGUGCUCCUGAACGUGGAUCGGGUGGCCGAGCAGCUGGAGCAGCUGGGCUACCCUGGCAUCCAGGUGCGGGGCCUGGCCGAUUCGGGCUGGUUCCUGGACAACCAGCAGUACCGUCACACGGACUGCGUGGACACCAUCACCUGUGCGCCCACGGAGGCCAUCCGCCGGGGCAUCAGGUACUGGAACGGGUUGGUUCCCGAGCGCUGCAGGCGGCAAUUCAAGGAGGGCGAGGAGUGGAACUGCUUCUUCGGCUACAAAAUAUACCCGACGCUGCGCUGCCCAGUAUUCGUGGUCCAGUGGCUGUUUGACGAGGCCCAGCUGACUGUGGACAAUGUGCACAUCCCGGGCCAGCCACUGCAGGAGGACCAGUGGCUAUACAUCCAGAACGUGGGCCGUGAGCUCAGACACACGCUCAAGGACGUGGCGGCCAGCUUUGCACCUGCCUGCCUUUCACAUGAGAUCAUCAUCCGAAGCCACUGGACGGAGGUGCAGGUGAAGGGGACGUCCCUGCCGCGGGCACUGCACUGCUGGGACAGGAGCCUUCAAGAAGCCCACAGGGGCAACAAGACCCCCCUGAAGGGCUGUCCCAUGCACCUUGUGGACAGCUGCCCCUGGCCCCACUGCAACCCGUCCUGCCCCACCAUCCGCGACCAGUUCACGGGCCAGGAGAUGAACGUGGCGCAGUUCCUCAUGCACCUGGGCUUCGACGUGCAGUCCGUGGCUGAGCAGCAGGGGCUGGAGCCCAGCAAGCUGCUGGGAAUGCUGAGCGGCGGCCGCUAGGGGGCGCCCGGGACCGCGGUCCGGGCCCUUGGCGAGCUGGGGGCGCCCGGAGAGCGGGAUCCCCUUGGCGAGCUGGGGGCGCCCGGGACCAAGGUCCGGGCCCUGGGCUAGCUGGAGGCGCCAGGGACGCGGGUCCAGGUCCUUGGCGAGCUGGGGGCGUUCGGGGCGCUGGAUUUCCUUUGGCAAGCUGGGGGCGCCCGAGGCGCGGGUCUGGGCCCCUUGGCGAGCUGGGGGCUCACGGGGCGUGGGAUCCCCUUGCCGAGCUGAGGGCUCUCGGGACGCGCGACCGGACCCCUCGGGGAGUUGGGGG
Molecule: messenger RNA, 2234 nt
Organism: Sorex fumeus (smoky shrew)
Lineage: Eukaryota; Metazoa; Chordata; Mammalia; Eulipotyphla; Soricidae
Gene: NOTUM
Product: notum, palmitoleoyl-protein carboxylesterase
Exons: 11
Coding region: 428-1924 (498 amino acids)
Molecular function (GO): hydrolase activity
Source: RefSeq, a predicted model, not a curated record